AUGCGUAACAAAAUUGAGCGGAUCGGGGCAGAAUGGCUAGAAAUCACCACCACUUUCGGUGUCGAGACAGACAUUGCAUUGCAGAAAAUAAUCUCUAUGCCAUUGGGGAUGGCUCGGCUCUCUCUGGAGCUUACCUGGGUCUUCUUCAAUGACCUUCCCCGCCGCAUUGAGCAGGUUGGUGAGGCACUUGGCCUUCUGCAAGGCCGUAAUCCUAGCCGGCAGAUCAUAUUGAUUGAGGACGUCUUCAACUUGUCUGCCAUGGUAUACAAAUACGGCCGCCCUUUGCCGGGGGGAUUGCUCAAAAUGCCUCACAGCAUCGGCGUUGGGGCUUCGCUGAUGCUUGUUGAGAGCGAAGACACUGCACCGAUCUUUCUCGGCCUUCCUCCAGAUUCCACUACGUCCGGGAAAUUGCGAAACAAAGCACUGAAUGCGUUAUACAAGGAGGGGCCGAUGAAGCCAGUUACGACUGCGUUGAACCAGGCUCUGAGUCAAGCCGGCUGCACUCAUUUCCCUGAGGAAGACUUUUUCACUGCGACCUACACAGCCCACGAUAUAACUAUUCAACUCUGCUCAGAGAGCAUGGAAUAUUUGAGAUCGGACUUACCGUCUUCAAUUCACUUCAUAGGUGUUCUACCACGAAUUGAUACCGGUCUUUUCGAGCAGCCUGGUUGGUGGUCCGAGAUUGAGAGGGCAAGGGCCACUAGAAAUAGCAGGGUCAUCGUCGUCUCGCAAGCGAACGUAAACCACUCUGAUCUUAUUACACCAACUGUAUUGGCGUUCAGCGAUCAAGAUGACGUCAAUGUAAUCGUGAUACUGGGAGAGAACAACAAAAUGAUGACUCACAAUGUUCAGCUGCCGCCGCACGUGCGAAUAGCCAAUUCGCCUGUCGAGGAUCAGAUAUUGAAGUUCGCCGAUGUAUUUGUCUCUAAUUCAGGUUACGGCGCGUUCACCUGCGCCGUUCGUAACGGUGUUCAGAUACUACUAGCUGUUGAAAAGGAGAGGGAACUUGAGGUGAGUAUGCGAGUGGAUUACACCGGGAUAGGCUUUAGUCUAGAGGCACAGAAAGUGACCCCAGAUAAGAUCCGCAAGGCUGCUGAGGAAAUAUUAAAGAACCCAAAGUACAAAACGAAGGCGAUAGAGAUGAAAGAGGAAAACGAUGCACUAAACGCUCUUACAGCAAUCGAGACAAAGGUUAUGGAAUUGACAGGAAAGUAG
Pochonia chlamydosporia 170 is the source of this 1215-nucleotide messenger RNA. Its product is annotated as udp-glucuronosyl udp-glucosyltransferase. The record is from RefSeq and is a predicted model, not a curated record. The transcript has a single exon. Lineage: Eukaryota; Fungi; Ascomycota; Sordariomycetes; Hypocreales; Clavicipitaceae. Bases 1 to 1215 code for a protein of 404 amino acids.